Protopterus annectens (West African lungfish) is the source of this 2840-nucleotide messenger RNA. It is a transcript of the gene MTMR11, whose product is annotated as myotubularin related protein 11. The record is from RefSeq and is a predicted model, not a curated record. Lineage: Eukaryota; Metazoa; Chordata; Ceratodontiformes; Protopteridae. The coding region runs from base 526 to 2721 and encodes 731 amino acids. The transcript is spliced from 17 exons.
UUAUUAGGAUACAUUUUUUUCACACAGAAGUCAAACAGGCGUAGGUACAGUUAGUAGAAGGCGGGGGAGGUAGACACAAUUCUUUCAGAAACAGGACAAUGUCUCUUUAAAAAGCGGAGCUGGUCGGCCUUUGUAGCAUGUGUAUGUAAGCUUCUCCCUUCUACCCUACAAGUGUCAGUUUCACUAUGGCGCUGAGAGCUGUAUUCUUUACACAAUACAAGUUAGUAGGGACGCAAGAAAAGCAAGGGGCCCCGACCACCAGCACUUCAAAAGCCAGCAGCCUUCCUCUAAAGUAAAGUAAAAAGCGAGCUUAAAAUACAUGUGCAUCAUACCCGACAUUAUGGUUGGUCAAGAGCACUUUUGCGGAGUUAGUGACAUAGGAAUAAGAAAACAUUAGCUUCUUGCUACCUGGAGCACCAUGGACUAAGUGAUAUGGUUGUUUGUCUUUAAUUGUUUCCUAAUUUUUGUACUACAUUGCUUCCACCUCAGACCCGAACAUAGAACCGUCCCUUUAACGGAUCAGCUAUGUUAUCCGGAUCUAAAUCGUCCUUUAAGAUUAAGCAGCUUGCUCCUGAAUUGCAAGUGAAUAUGCGGGCCAAGUUUGCUGGGACAUAUGAUGAGAAGAAUGGGACUUUGGGGUUUAAGUGCCUUCCAGGGGAGUAUAUCAAACAAGCUGCCACCCAUGUGAAGAAGUAUGUGCCAUCUAGAUGUGGAAAGACCUUCAUCUGGGGAUCCUUGUUCUGUACCAACUUUAGGAUCUCCUUUGUGCCACAAGUGAAGGGACACAACACGGAGAAGACCUCUAAUCAGAUCAUUCUGAACAGAGAGCAUGAUGUUGUAUUAGCAUGUAUUGAUCGAGUGGUGGGAGUGACAGGUCAGUCCAGGUCAAAGGUACUAACAGCAAAUUCCAUUGUAAGAGGUCUCCUAGAAGAACUGGUGAUCUAUUGCAAGGACUUUCGUGAGCUGCACUUCCAGUUUGGCUAUAGGACUCCACAGUCUGAAUGCAUUCAGAUAAGCACUACUAUUGCCCAGAGCUACCAAGAGUUAAGUACAGAUCAUCUAUUAACCAUUCAGAGAGACAGUACAACAUUAUGGAGAUUUGAUCAUGAUUCAUUGAUUAGAAAGGAUGUCUUUGGGACACAGAUGUUUGAAGCAUUGCAAGACUGGGAAGAUGAGCUGAUGCGGAUGGGAGCUCUCGGCUGGCGAGUCAGCCCUGUGAACGAAAGGUUUGACAUGUCAACAAGCUUGCCAAAGUACAACGUGGUUCCCAGUGCACUCUUGGAUACCGAUCUGCAGAAGAUGUUUACUCUGUUUAAUGAACGUCGUAUCCCAAGACUUUGCUGGCAUCAUCCUCGUGGCAGUGACUUUUUGAGAAUGGCCUACUUUCAGACGAACACUGAUCCUGAGAAGGAAGACAUGAGGAUCGUUGAGAUGCUGAUGCUGGCAUGCCAUUCCCAGUGUGUCCUUGUGGAUGUGACUGAUGAUCUUCCAAAUCCAUCUGAGAUACAGACAGCCCAUGUAAAACUUAGAAAUCUUUGUAUGGCAUUUGAAUCUUCUGUUGCAGAGUCAGAUGAAAAGUGGCUUUCUACCCUGGAAAACACCCACUGGUUAGAAUAUGUUAGGCUUUGUCUAAAGAAAUCAUGGGAGGUUGCAUCUCUUCUAGCAGAGAGGUGCCUCUGUGCUGUCCUUCAGGAGCCAGAAGAUCGUGACUUAAACUGCCUAGUGGCAUCAGUUGUGCAAGUCAUGUCCGAGCCACACUUUCGCACAAUCCGAGGUUUUCAGAGCCUUAUCCAAAAGGAAUGGGUGGUAGCAGGCCAUCAGUUCCGCCAGAGAUUAAAUUUUGCACGUGACAAGGACAAGGAGGAAUCUCCAGUAUUUUUACUGUUCCUGGACUGCGUGUGGCAGUUACUUCAGCAGUACCCAACAUCCUUUGAGUUCACAGAGGCAUACCUACUUGCUGUACAUGAUAGUACCCAUAUUCCAUUCUUCAGCACCUUUCUGUCGAAUAGCCAGCGAGAAAGACAGAAGACAAACCAGCAUUUGCCAUCUGAACAAAGCUACACACCUGUCAAUGGUUGGUCUAACCUAUCCAGUAGAGACAACCUGCUGAGUGGAAACUACUUGUUGAGCAAGGAGAAGACAUCUUUACCGGUUGUGUGGGAGUGGUCUCUGCAGUAUGACAGUCAUUACCAGGCACUGUUUACUAACCCAUAUUACAGUGAUAGUACUGCUAACACAGUUCUUAAUGGGAGUAUAGACAUUCAAGGCACUGUGAAAUCUGAUCCUGGGUGUAUUGGGUCAUGCUCAGUGUACUUGCUGUCAAAAGGAAGCCUUUCUCUGCAAACUCAGUAUCUUCCCUGGAAAACUGGAUCAGGCCCCAAAAAAGGAUCAAGGAGGGCCCACUCAGUAGAAAGUUUAUCUGAGCUCGAACGAUCUCUAAGAAAAAAGUCAGUUGUGCCUGUUAGUACUGAUGGAAUUUUACUCCCAUUACUUGUAGGACCUUUCAUCCGGUUAUGGAAACGUUGCUACCUCCGUGGGAGCCAAGGUGCUGAGGUUGUUGCAUCUGUUCCAGACUCUGAAUUCUUGACAGAGGAGAUGAUGUUUCUGCAAACAUGUCUGAAGGAGCUACAGCUCAGCUUGGAUUCUUAUAGUGACAAAAAACAUGCAUCUACAGAGACUUACAGUGCUUUCAGGAGUCAUUUCAGGUCAGGCCCUCCAUAGUGGACAUGAAGUAUUCUGGACCUGUGCCUUGCAACAGUCUUUCACAAGUGUUAAAGAAGCAAAUGAAGAGUUUCUGAACAGGAUAAAUAUUCUCUACCCAGUUUACUGCUGUGCAGUUG